GUGAGGCAGGGGAGAGAGGGGGGAGAAAAAUAGCCCGCUCACACUGUUUUUAGAUAGACACCUACUCGGCUUCGUAGCGAAAAAGAGGAACACGUCUCCCACGUUGUGUGCGUGUAUGUGUGUAUGCGUGUGUAUGUGUGUGUAUGUACGUACGUACGUACGCGUGUGUAUGCGUGUGUCCCACAUUUCUCUAUCGUCACCGACUUCCAUUCAGUCGCGUCUCGGGUUUGAAAAACGGUCUCGUGUUCGAAGGAUUUAAGUUGAAAGGUGGACCGCAAUUACUCCGAAAAAUCCACAGAGAGAGAGAGACAGGGAGGAAGAGAGAGAGAGCGAGCGCGCGAGAGAGAGCGAGAGAGAGAGGGAGAAACACUCUUUUCCGAAAGUGGAUGAUGCUGCCGGUGUGCGCCGAGGGUCGCCUCCUCAACUUGUAAUCAAACAUCCGUUCACGGUGUGUUUUGAGGCGGUAUGCCCCGGGGAGUACUGCUGACAGUGCGCUAGGAUUCUGAACCCCUCGUCCGUAUCCGAGGCUGAGGAGAAGAGAAGAGGAGAGGAGAGGAGAGUCCCUCCCACUCCCCACCCCCAACCCCACCCCCCAACCCCCCCGUCCGUGCUGCGCUGACGCACCAUGUCGCUGACCGACAAACACAAAGUGAAGAGGCAGCGGCUGGACCGGAUCUGCGAAGGUAAGGGAGGUAUCCGACCCCAGAUUAUGAAUGGGCCCAUGCAUCCACGCCCCCUGGUGGCGCUGCUGGAUGGGCGCGACUGCACCGUGGAGAUGCCCAUCCUCAAAGACCUGGCCACCGUUGCCUUCUGUGACGCCCAGUCCACACAGGAGAUCCACGAGAAGGUGCUUAAUGAAGCGGUGGGAGCCAUGAUGUACCACACCAUCACCCUGACCAGAGAGGACCUGGAGAAGUUCAAAGCUCUACGCAUCAUCAUCCGCAUCGGCAGCGGCUACGACAACAUCGAUAUCAAGGCUGCUGGGGAGCUGGGUAUUGCGGUGUGUAACAUCCCAUCAGCGGCGGUAGAGGAGACGGCAGACUCCACCAUGUGCCACAUCCUCAACCUGUACCGGCGAAACACCUGGCUCUACCAGGCCCUCCGGGAGGGCACGCGGGUCCAGAGUGUCGAGCAGAUCCGCGAGGUGGCGUCCGGCGCCGCGCGCAUCCGAGGAGAAACCCUGGGACUCAUCGGCUUCGGUCGUUCGGGGCAGGCGGUGGCAGUGCGAGCGAAGGUGUUCGGCUUCAACGUCAUCUUCUACGACCCCUACCUGCAGGACGGCUUGGAGCGCUCACUGGGCGUCCAGCGGGUCUACACCCUCCAGGACCUGCUCUACCAGAGCGACUGUGUGUCCCUGCACUGCAACCUGAAUGAACACAACCAUCACCUCAUCAAUGACUUCACCAUCAAACAGAUGCGUCAGGGGGCUUUCCUGGUCAAUGCGGCGCGAGGUGGCCUGGUGGACGAGAAGGCCCUCGCCCAGGCCCUGAAGGAGGGCAGGAUACGCGGGGCUGCCUUGGAUGUCCAUGAAACGGAGCCCUUCAGUUUUGCCCAGGGCCCUCUGAAGGAUGCCCCAAAUCUGAUCUGCACACCUCACACAGCCUGGUAUAGCGAGCAGGCCUCUCUGGAGAUGAGGGAGGCUGCUGCCACCGAGAUCCGAAGAGCCAUCACCGGCCGUAUCCCCGACAGCCUAAGAAACUGCGUCAACAAGGAGUUCUUCGUCACCACAGCACCAUGGGCGGUCAUGGACCAGCCAGGCGUCCACCCUGAACUUAAUGGCGCAGCCUACAGGUACCCGCCGGGUGUGGUGGGAGUGGCUCCGGGUGGCAUUCCAGGGGCAUUAGAGGGCAUGGUGCCAGGCGGCGUGCCCAUCGCUCACACCCUGCCCUCUGGUACACACCCCUCGCAGGCCCCAUCGCCCAACCAGCCCUCCAAACACGGUGAGACCAGAGAGCACCUCACCGAGCAAUAGCAGCAAGAUGAGCUAAAACGGCAACGGCAACCCCUAACCAGUCGACAACUCGAAAGCAACCAACCAACGACAAAAGCAACCAACCAACUGGGACCAAGAGACAGUGAAAACACAAGUGGCUGCCUGUCACUCAGUCAGUAACCGGGAACAAGGCGAUUUGUUCUGGCGGAUUUAUACUUUUAACAUUUUAGUUUGUACUCUCUCUGUCACUUUGCAUUCAGUACCAACUUUUAUCUUUGAUUAUGUUGUUUUUUUUUUUUUUGUUUUUUUUUUUAUUCUUUCGGGACAUGUCACCUUCACUCUGGAAAGCAGAGUUUGGUGAUUUUAGUGCUUUGGGGAUAGACCUGCCGGCCGUGCAGCGAGACUCUGUCCCAACCCCCCCACCCACCCCCCACCCCAACUCACCAAUGAGAGAACAAGAGAAACACUUUGACAUGAUGUGUUACUGGACCUCACACCCCGAAUCCUACCCCCCUACCCCCCCAGUCCCAUAAUCAUAACCCCUCCUCUACCCAAAACCCACUCAACCACCCUCCUCAUGUAACUAGUGCGUGUUGUUUAGGCCUCCUAUCAGUUUGUUCUGUACCACGCCCUAGGAAAAAAAAAAAUCUUUUACUUUUUAAUCGUCAGUGUGAAAGGCUGAAAUGAGAUGAAAAUGAUUAUCAACUUAUAUAUAUUUAACAUUCAUCAGACAAAAGGAAAAGACAAGAUUGCUCAUCAGUAAUAGUAAUCUAGAGUGAGUUUUAACCCUUUCCUGACGAUGAUGUCCAACAGUUUGGUCGCAGCUGUCAGUUACAUUUACAUACCACCAGGGGACGCUUUUAUACAGUGUGUAGGAUGUCUAUUUACCCCCCUCUCUGUUGAGAUUGAAGUUGUUGCUUGAUUCAGCCCGGGAGUCUCAUUGUCACAGCUGUUAUGAAUUAAAUCAGCAUCGUUCAGAUCUAUCGAUAUAUUGAUGAGCUGUCAGAGGAGAAUCACUGUAGUCGACUGCAGCUGACUCUGGUUUUUAGUGAACUGAGAGGGAGCCUUCGGUUCGGAUUUAAGUGGAGGACUGUGUCUGAUUUGUUCCCUUAGAUAAUAAGGAGUGGCUACGUGUUAUUCAUCAGCGAAUGAGAACAAAAGGACUUUUGUGAGCCGUCGACAAGAGAACAUUGUUGAUCACAGAUGCGGUGGUCUGCGCCGCGGCCUUGCCACAUUUCAAGAGGACAACUACGUCACGGAUUUUUCGUUGUUGGUGAAUGGACAUUGAUGAUGACCAGUGGACAAAAUUAUGACCUUUCAUUCGGUGGCAACAACAACAACAUAGAUUGUGACGCCCUCAUUCGCUCAGUGGGCACGGUUAGGCCAGUUUCACGGCCCUGCAGACAGGAAAGGGUUAAAGCACACUUCAUUCCUUAAUGACUCAGGAAAACACUUUUUUGCAGAUAUUGUUUAUUCCCCAAAUUUUGUCUCGAGGUAAAAAGAAAAAAAAAGUUCAUGAUCUGGGUAGUCUGGAUAUUUUCUCUUUUCCCUUAUCUUCUCCAUUGUGGUAUUUUUAUAUACAAGACGCAUCCCAUGUUUUUGGUGUUUAAAAAAAAAGAGUUUUGAAGAGUCCUGUUAGAUUUGUAUUGCCUAGUUAAAUGUUCCUAUAACCAUUAGUCCUCAUGUGAUCCACCCCCCCCUCCUCUCUCUCUCUCUCUCUCUCUCUCUCUCUCUCUCUCUCUCUCUCUCUCUCUCUCUCUCUCUCUCUCUCUCUCUCUCUCUCUCAUACUUUCUUUGUUCUAUUGAAGGCCAGGUUCUUUGGGGCAUCCUGUACUCUGUUAAGAGCAAUAGCAAAACUCGUACUUAGUGUCCCAACCAUAGCAGAAGAGGCAGCCAGCAGUAUGUUUUGUUUUUAGUGUGAGUAUUUGUAUUUGUUUCUUGUACAAGGUGAACAUUUAGCAUUCGGUGCAGUUCAAAAUAAACGAUACAAUUC
Lampris incognitus (smalleye Pacific opah) is the source of this 3926-nucleotide messenger RNA. It is a transcript of the gene ctbp2l, whose product is annotated as C-terminal binding protein 2, like. The record is from RefSeq and is a predicted model, not a curated record. NCBI's taxonomy places the organism in Eukaryota, Metazoa, Chordata, Actinopteri, Lampriformes, Lampridae. Gene Ontology annotation, molecular function: NAD binding; transcription corepressor activity; oxidoreductase activity, acting on the CH-OH group of donors, NAD or NADP as acceptor. Bases 626 to 1972 code for a protein of 448 amino acids. The transcript is spliced from 10 exons.